Artibeus jamaicensis (Jamaican fruit-eating bat) is the source of this 1035-nucleotide messenger RNA. It is a transcript of the gene CALHM3, whose product is annotated as calcium homeostasis modulator 3. The record is from RefSeq and is a predicted model, not a curated record. The transcript is spliced from 3 exons. Gene Ontology annotation, molecular function: monoatomic cation channel activity. NCBI's taxonomy places the organism in Eukaryota, Metazoa, Chordata, Mammalia, Chiroptera, Phyllostomidae. The coding region runs from base 1 to 1035 and encodes 344 amino acids.
AUGGAUAAGUUCCGCAUGCUUCUCCAGUACUUCCAGUCCAGCUCCGAGUCGGUGAUGAACGGCAUCUGCCUGCUGCUGGCUGCGGUCACUGUCAAGCUGUACUCCUCCUUCGACUUCAACUGCCCCUGCCUGGCGCGCUACAACGCCCUCUACGGCCUGGGCCUGCUGCUCACACCCCCGCUCGCCCUUUUCCUCUGUGGCCUCCUUGCCAACCGGCAGACCGUGGUGAUCGUAGAGGAGUGGCGGCGGCCUGUGGGGCACCGGAAGAAGGACCCAGGCAUCCUCAGGUAUAUGUGCUCCUCUGUGCUGCAGAGAGCACUGGCCGCCCCCCUCGUCUGGAUCCUGCUGGCCCUCCUUGACGGGAAGUGCUUCGUGUGUGCCUUCAGCAGCUCUGUGGACCCUGAGAAGUUUCUGGACUUUGCCAACAUGACCCCCAGCCAGGUCCAGCUCUUUCUGGCCAAGGUGCCCUGCAAGGAAGACGCGCUGGUCAGGGACAGCCCUGCGCGGAAGGCGGUGUCUCGCUACCUGCGGUGCCUGUCACAGGCCAUGGGCUGGAGUAUCACGCUGCUGCUGAUCGUGGUGGCCUUCCUGGCCCGCUGCCUGAGGCCCUGCUUUGAUCAGACAAUCUUCCUGCAGCGCAGAUACUGGAGCAACUACGUGGACCUGGAGCAGAAGCUCUUUGACGAGACGUGCUGUGAGCAUGCGCGGGACUUCGCCCACCGCUGCGUGCUGCACUUCUUCGCCAGCAUGCAGAACGAAAUGCAGGCUUGGGGGCUGCGGCGGGGCAAGGCCAGCAGGGGAGCCGAGGCCCCCGAGAUCUCAGAGCCCACCGAGGGCACGGAUGGUGGGAGUGGGAAGGCCUACCUGCGCACAGUCUCAAGCCAGGAGCAGGUGAACCAUCUCCUGAGCACCUGGUACUCCAGCAAACCGCCACUUGACCUCGAGGCGUCCCCGGGGCUCUGGGGGCGUGGCCUCAGCCACCGCGCCUCCACCGUUGCCCAGGGUACCAAGCUGUCCCAGCACACUGACGUGUAG